Molecule: messenger RNA, 3412 nt
Organism: Catharus ustulatus (Swainson's thrush)
Lineage: Eukaryota; Metazoa; Chordata; Aves; Passeriformes; Turdidae
Gene: IFT80
Product: intraflagellar transport 80
Exons: 20
Coding region: 228-2564 (778 amino acids)
Biological process (GO): cilium assembly
Cellular component (GO): cilium; intraciliary transport particle B; centrosome
Molecular function (GO): protein binding
Source: RefSeq, a predicted model, not a curated record
GAGACGGCGGCGCUUGGCGGCGGUGCGGCCGCUCCUGAGGCGGCGGCAGCGGGAGAGGGAGGCGGGAUCACCCCGGGAUCAUCCCGGGAUCCGGCGGCGGGAUCGUGCCGGCCUCCCCUGCGCUCGGGCUCCGGCGGGAGCGGGCUCCGAUCGCCGCUCUGCGCGCCCCGUCCCGCUGCCCGCGCAGUUAUAACACAUGGUUUUAAUGCUCCAGCUGAACAACUGAGAUGAGACUGAAGACUUCCCUUUUGAAGGAGCCCAAACAUAAGGACUUGGUGAGCUGUGUGGGAUGGACUACAGCUGAUGAGCUCUACUCCUGCAGUGAUGACCACCAGAUCAUGAAAUGGAACCCCGUGACCAGCGAGACCACUCGGGUGGUGAAGCUCCCAGAUGAUGUUUAUCCCCUGGAUCUGCACUGGUUUCCCAGAGGGACUGGGGGCAAGAAGCAAUCCCAGGCUGAGAGCUUUGUUCUGACCAGUUCUGAUGGGAAAUUCCACUUGAUUUCCAAGCUAGGAAGAGUGGAGAAAAGUGUAGAAGCACAUUGUGGAGCUGUCCUUGCAGGAAGGUGGAAUUAUGAGGGGACAGCCCUGGUUACAGCUGGGGAAGAUGGCCAAGUGAAGAUCUGGUCUAAAAGUGGAAUGCUGAGAUCCACUCUGGCUCAGCAAGGAGCCCCAGUGUACUCAGUGUCCUGGGCACCUGACUCUGACAAAGUUCUCUUCACCUCAGGGAAGCAGCUGAUUAUCAAACCCCUGCAGCCAAAUGCUAAAGUUCUGCAGUGGAAAGGGCACGAGGGGCUGAUUCUGAAAACAGACUGGAACUCAGUGAAUGAUUUGAUUCUCUCUGCAGGGGAGGACUGCAGGUACAAGGUGUGGGACAGUUUUGGCCGGGCCCUGUUCAGCUCCCAGCCCCAGCAGUUCCCCAUCACCUCCAUUGCCUGGGCUCUGCACGGCGACUUCUUCGCUCUGGGCUCCUUCAACACCCUCAGGCUGUGUGACAAAACUGGGUGGUCUUAUGCCCUGGAGAAGCCCAACACUGGCAGCAUUUUUGCCAUUUCCUGGUCCAUCGAUGGCACCCAGCUGGCUGGAGCGUGUGGGAAUGGCCAGGUCAUCUUUGCCCACGUGCUGGAGCAGCGCUGGGAGUGGAAAAACUUCCAAAUUACCUUAAUUAAGAGAAGAACCAUGAAGGUGCACAAUGUCACCAAUGAUGCUGUGGAUUUGCUGGAAUUUCGGGACAGGGUGAUCAAAGCCUCCCUGAGCUGUGGAUAUUUGGUGGUUUCCACCUCUCUGCAGUGCUAUGUGUUCUCGACAAAGAACUGGAACACUCCAUUGAUUUUUGACCUGAAGGAAGGGACUGUGAGUUUGAUUCUCCAAGCAGAAAGGCAUUUUCUUCUUGUGGAUGGUGGAGGACUUUAUUUAUAUUCCUAUGAAGGCAGAUUAAUUUCUUCUCCAAAAUACCCAGGCAUGAGAACUGACAUUUUAAAUGCCCAGACAGUGUCCCUGAGCAAUGACACCCUGGCAGUGAAGGACAAAGCUGAUGAGAAGGUUAUUUACAUAUUUGAAGCUUUGUCUGGGAAGCCUCUGGGUGAUGGAAAACCUCUGACCCACAAGACAGAGAUUGUGGAGAUUGCUUUGGACCAGAAGGGACUGACAAGUGAGAGAAAAAUAGCUUUUAUUGAUAAAAACAGAGAUCUUUUCAUCACCUCAGUGAAAAGGUUUGGGAAGGAGCAGAAAAUUGUCAAAAUAGGGACAAUGGUGCAAAGUCUGGCCUGGAAUGACACCUCCAACAUCCUCUGUGGGAUUCAGGAUUCCAAGUUCACAGUCUGGUAUUAUCCCAACACAGUUUAUGUGGAUAAAGAUCUCCUCCCCAAAACCCUGUAUGAAAAAGAUGCCAGUGAGUUCAGCAGAAGCCCUCGGAUUGUGAGUUUUGUGGGGAACCAGGUGACCAUCAGGAGGGCAGAUGGCUCCCUGGUGCACCUGCACAUCUCUCCCUACCCCGGGAUCCUGCACGGCUACGGCAGCGCCGCGCGCUGGGACGACGGGCUCCGGCUCUGCCGCUUCGUCAAGGAUCAGACCCUGUGGGCUUGUUUGGCUGCCAUGGCAGUGGCCAACAAGGACAUGAGCACCGCUGAAAUCGCCUACGCAGCCAUUGGUGAGAUUGACAAGGUGCAGUACAUCAAUUCCAUCAAGGAUCUGCCCUCCAAGGAGUCCAGGCUGGCUCACAUGCUGCUGUUCAGUGGGAACACCCAGGAGGCUGAGACGCUCCUGCUGCAGUCAGGCCUGGUUUACCAAGCUAUCCAAAUCAACAUCCAUCUUUACAACUGGGAAAGGGCCCUGGAGCUGGCAGUGAAGCACAGGACACACGUGGACACGGUCCUGGCUUACAGGCAGAAAUUCCUGGGAGAUUUUGGGAAGAAAGAAACCAACCAAAGGUUUUUGCAAUAUGCACAAGGGCUGGAGGUGGAUUGGGAUAAAAUCAAAGCCAAAAUCGAGAUGGAAAUUGCAAAAGAAAGGGAACGAGCAGCAGGCAGUGCUGCAGUGAGGAGCAGUGUGACUGUGCAGCAAUAAUUCCAUUUUUGGGCUCCUUCAAUAUUUGCUACUGGCUUGUUGUAAAAAAAAAAAACACAAAAUAUUUUGAGAAUCUGUAGGUUUGGAUCUUUGGGUGACACACAGGGUGAAUUAUUUCCUUUCAUUUUGAGCUGGGUUUAAAUUCUGGAGCCAGGGAUGGCUGCAUAGAUGAGAAAAAAAAAAGGGAAUUAAUUUUUCUUCUCUUGGUGAUUUUAAAUUUUCAUUGCCAGGAAUAUUCUUGAACCUCUACUGAAAUCACAAUUGAAGCCCCAAGUUAAAAUCUUUAACCUCAGGGACCUCUCCAGGAUUGUUUAAAUUGCCCUAAAAACAAAUUUAACAAACUAGAAGUGCUGAAAAUGCAAAAAAAAAAUUUAAAUAAAAAUAUCUUGAGCCUCUAAAGUACAAAUAUUUCCCUCACAGUUGUGGGAUUACAUAUUUGUAUGGAUGUCCAGUUCUUUAACAAAUUAUUUCAGAUCAUUUCAGCAAAACUUUCAGCACUGAAAGGAUUUUUUUUUUGUUUAAAAUACUUUGGAAUAUGGUUUCAGGACUGUUGGAAGUAACAUCUGAUGUGUAAAAUUGUCAAGAAUAUUUCAAAUAAAAGAAUAUUUUAUGUAUUUUUUCUGCCCAAAGCACUUGAUUUGUAAAUAUUUUUUAAAAUUUGUUAUUUUGAGGUACACUUUUCUUUGUUUCACACCCAAACUUCAUUCUCAUGUUAUAAAUAAUAAAUUCCCAGUUUAUUCAGCAUUGUUUAUUAUGGAUCUCUGAAAUGUGAAAUAUCUGUACAUUUGUAAAUCACUGUGGGACCCUUCCUUGCACUGUUCAUAAUUUCUUAAUAAAACCAAAUAAAA